GCCGGGCAAGAGGAAGACCUCCAGAAGCUCCCCGCGCUGCGCGGCUGUGUUUGCGGCCUGUGCGAGUAGGCGCUUCGGAACCAGUCUCCCGGGCGAGCGGCGCGCAGAAACCUCGAACCGGUGGAGCCCACUCGUAACCUGGAUCACAGAAGACCGCGAAAACAGUACUGUUUCCUCAGCGGCGGGUGUUAAAAUCAACUGCCCUCCUAAGAAAUUGCUGAGAUAGAGUAUUAUAAUGAUAAUACAAGAGCUUCUGAGUCUAUCCUGAACUUAGAUCGUGUACAUUUUGGCAACUUAUUUUAGAAAAGAUCUAAGUUUUAAAAAUUCUCAAUGGACAGACAGAGAAAAGAGGGUCUUUGCCAACUCCUUUGGACCGCUGCAGUAAGAAUGUCUUUCCCCCCUCAUUUGAAUCGCCCUCCCAUGGGAAUCCCAGCACUCCCACCAGGGAUCCCACCCCCACAGUUUCCUGGCUUUCCUCCACCUGUACCUCCAGGAACUCCAAUGAUUCCUGUACCAAUGAGCAUUAUGGCUCCUGCUCCAACUGUCUUAGUUCCUACUGUGUCCAUGGUUGGAAAGCAUUUGGGAGCAAGAAAGGAUCAUCCUGGCUUAAAGGUUAAAGAAAAUGAUGAAAAUUGUGGUCCCACUACUACGGUUUUUGUCGGCAAUAUUUCUGAGAAAGCCUCAGACAUGCUUAUAAGACAGCUCCUAGCGAAAUGUGGUUUGGUUUUGAGCUGGAAGAGAGUACAAGGUGCUUCUGGAAAACUUCAAGCCUUCGGAUUCUGUGAGUAUAAGGAGCCUGAAUCUACCCUCCGUGCACUCAGAUUGUUGCAUGAUCUGCAGAUUGGAGAGAAAAAGCUACUUGUUAAAGUUGAUGCAAAGACAAAGGCACAGCUGGAUGAAUGGAAAGCAAAGAAGAAAGCUUCUAAUGGGAAUGCCAGGCCAGAAACUGUCACUAACGAUGAUGAAGAAGCCUUAGAUGAAGAAACAAAGAGAAGAGAUCAGAUGAUUAAAGGGGCCAUUGAAGUUUUAAUACGAGAAUACUCCAGCGAGCUAAAUGCCCCCUCACAGGAAUCUGACUCUCAUCCCAGGAAGAAGAAGAAGGAAAAGAAGGAGGACAUUUUCCGCAGAUUUCCAGUGGCCCCACUGAUCCCUUAUCCACUCAUCACUAAGGAGGAUAUAAAUGCUAUAGAAAUGGAAGAAGACAAAAGAGACCUGAUAUCCCGAGAGAUCAGCAAAUUCAGAGACACACACAAGAAACUGGAAGAAGAGAAAGGCAAAAAAGAAAAAGAAAGACAGGAAAUUGAGAAAGAACGGAGAGAAAGAGAGAGGGAGCGUGAAAGGGAACGAGAAAGGCGAGAACGGGAACGAGAAAGGGAAAGAGAACGUGAACGAGAAAAGGAGAAGGAACGGGAGCGGGAACGAGAACGGGAUAGGGACCGUGACCGGACAAAAGAGAGAGAUCGAGAUCGGGAUCGAGAGAGAGAUCGUGACCGGGAUAGAGAAAGGAGCUCAGACCGUAAUAAAGAUCGGAGUCGAUCAAGAGAGAAGAGCAGAGAUCGUGAAAGGGAACGGGAGCGGGAGAGAGAGCGAGAACGAGAACGAGAGCGAGAAAGAGAACGGGAGCGAGAGAGAGAACGAGAGAGGGAACGGGAACGAGAAAGGGAAAAAGACAAGAAACGGGACCGAGAAGAGGAUGAAGAAGAUGCAUAUGAACGAAGGAAACUUGAAAGAAAACUCCGAGAAAAAGAAGCUGCUUAUCAAGAGCGUCUUAAGAAUUGGGAAAUCAGAGAACGGAAGAAAACUCGGGAAUAUGAGAAAGAAGCUGAAAGAGAAGAAGAAAGAAGAAGAGAGAUGGCCAAAGAAGCUAAAAGACUAAAAGAAUUCUUAGAAGACUAUGAUGAUGAUAGAGAUGAUCCCAAAUAUUACAGGGGUAGUGCUCUUCAGAAAAGGUUGCGUGAUAGAGAAAAGGAAAUGGAAGCAGAUGAACGAGACAGAAAGAGAGAGAAGGAAGAGCUUGAGGAAAUUAGGCAACGCCUUCUGGCAGAAGGGCAUCCAGAUCCAGAUGCAGAGCUCCAGAGGAUGGAACAAGAGGCUGAGAGACGCAGACAGCCACAAAUAAAGCAAGAGCCAGAAUCAGAAGAAGAGCAAGAAGAAAAGCAAGAAAAAGAAGAAAAACGAGAAGAACCUGUAGAAGAAGAAGAAGAGCCAGAACAAAAGCCUUGUCUUAAGCCUACCCUGAGGCCGAUCAGCUCUGCCCCAUCUGUUUCUUCUGCUAGUGGCAAUGCAACACCCAACACUCCUGGGGACGAGUCUCCCUGUGGUAUUAUUAUUCCUCAUGAAAACUCACCAGAUCAACAACAACCUGAGGAGCAUAGGCCAAAAAUAGGACUAAGUCUUAAACUGGGUGCUUCCAAUAGUCCUGGUCAGCCUAAUUCUGUGAAGAGAAAGAAACUACCAGUAGAUAGUGUCUUCAACAAAUUUGAGGAUGAAGACAGUGAUGAUGUACCCCGAAAAAGGAAACUGGUUCCCUUGGAUUAUGGUGAAGAUGAUAAAAAUGCUGCCAAAGGCACUGUGAACACUGAAGAAAAACGCAAGCACAUUAAGAGUCUCAUUGAGAAAAUCCCUACAGCCAAACCUGAGCUCUUUGCUUAUCCCCUUGAUUGGUCUAUUGUGGAUUCUAUACUGAUGGAACGACGAAUUAGACCAUGGAUUAAUAAGAAAAUCAUAGAAUAUAUAGGUGAAGAAGAAGCUACAUUAGUUGACUUUGUUUGUUCUAAGGUUAUGGCUCAUAGUUCUCCUCAGAGCAUUUUAGAUGAUGUUGCUAUGGUACUUGAUGAAGAAGCAGAAGUUUUUAUAGUGAAAAUGUGGAGAUUAUUGAUAUAUGAAACAGAAGCCAAGAAAAUUGGUCUUGUGAAGUAAAACUCUUUUUACAUUUAGAGUUCCUUUUCAGAUUUCUUCUUUCGCACCCUUUAAAGGACUUUGGAUUUUUCUUUGUCUUCAAAGACAUUUGUGAGAUCUGUAAUUUUUUUUAAUGUAGAAAAUGUGAAUUUUUUUGUCCUCCAAUUUGUUGAUGCUCUGUGUACUCCCUUGAUUGUAAAGUCAUCUGAAUCCUUGGUUCUCUUUAUACUCACCAGGUACAAAUUACUGGUAUGUUUUAUAAGCCGCAGCUACUGUACACAGCCUAUCUGAUAUAAUCUUGUUCUGCUGAUUUGUUCCUUGUAAAUAUUAAAAUGACUCCCCAAUUCUUUUGCAGAAUUGCACUUAAUAUUGAACUGUACUGUAUAAAAACCAACAUGAACAAUUUUAAUUGAUAGAAUACCGGUCAUAUCUACUACCACCUCACUUCCCUUUGAUUAGAAAUGGCAAGCCCUCAUAAAGUCGUGGAAUUUAAAAUUAGAAUGCAAAAAUUAGCAGACAAUCCAUUCCUAUUGUAUCUCUGUAUGAAUGUGUUUGUGUGAAUGUAUGUGUAAAAGUCUUUCUUUUCCCUUGUUUGCUUUGAUGUGGGGUCCCUCAGACAUUCCCUAAUUAAAGAAUAGAAUCGUAAAGGAAAAAUUGAUACUGUGCCAAUCCAAAUGUCUGGUAUGAUUAGGUUAUUGGUUUCCCAGAGCAUGGUAUUCUGUGGUGAGCAACAAUCUGCUAACAGGAUGGGGUUUCCCUGUUAAUAGCUGGUGUCUUCAGCUUCUCUUUUAAAGGAGUGUGGAUCAUAGUGAUUUUCCCUUCUAAUUUCAUUGCUCAGAAAUAAGGAACAUCCUAAAAUCCUAGAGAGCUUUAUUUAAUGCAUUUUUGCACUAAUUGGCAUAGUUUGAUUUUGUUGUACUCCUUUAUUGAAAAAUCUUAAUUGUAAAAGCGUAAGUGAAAAUCCUUUUAAAAGCAGAAAAAAGAUAACAUGAGGCAAGUUUAUAAACUAGAGGUUGACAAACAUAAAAGGAAUUCAGCUUGGCAAUUUACAAAGUUUACAUCUUAUUUCUAAGAAUAAAGUAAAUCAUUCAAGGUAGUUCCCAACCACUAAUCUUUUGUUUUAAUUUUUUUUCUAUAGAGGGCUUAUAUCGUGAGUGUGUGUAUACUACACACUUAGUUUUACAUCUGCUCAUCAAAGUGUAAAAAUAUACUGAUGGUGUGCUUAGAGACAUACCUUUCUUUAUUAUACAUCAAAACUUCACCAGGGAACAGAAUUACCUGAAAAUGUUAACAAGUUUUAAGCAGUUUUUAAAACAAAUUAGAUGCAACUGUUUCCAUGUCUGAGUAUUUAUUUAAAAGAAAGAUAAAGAUUGGCCUGUUAAAAAGCAUAACUGUGAGCUUGAGUUACUAGAUUUUUUUUUUAACACCUUGAGAGGACAUUUGAAAACACUGUUCUUAACAUCGAACCAUGACAUGGUUCCAUUAUGUAAAUAUUUCAAGUAUUAAAAAUGUAUAUAUUUGAUCUUGGGGACUCAUCUUCUUUCAGAGUCUUGUAAAUAAAUGGCAUCAUGUU
Messenger RNA from Microcebus murinus (gray mouse lemur), 4471 nucleotides. The record is from RefSeq and is a predicted model, not a curated record. NCBI's taxonomy places the organism in Eukaryota, Metazoa, Chordata, Mammalia, Primates, Cheirogaleidae.